Messenger RNA from Cotesia congregata, 1104 nucleotides. The record is from the annotation of a GenBank genome assembly. NCBI's taxonomy places the organism in Eukaryota, Metazoa, Arthropoda, Insecta, Hymenoptera, Braconidae.
AUGAAAAAUUACUUGUGUGUUCGGCAGAUAAUCAGCCUGAUAUGGCUAGUGGGAGUUUCUGCGACGACUGUUGAGGUUCUCGACGACAAAGCGUCUUCAUCAAAGUCUUCAGAACCCAAAUCAGCAGCUGCAGAAACUGUUAAAGACAAACGGUACGCUGUUCACGACUCACCCUCGUACUCUCACUUAUCCAAACCAUGCCCGCCGUCUUUCCCGCAUUACCACGCACCGAUGCCAGAAGUCCACUAUCCAAAGCCAAUUUACGGACCACCUGUUCAUCCGAAGCCCGUCUACGGACCGCCAAUUCAUCCCAAGCCUGUUUAUGUACAAGAGUACCAUCCUAAGCCAGUCUACAAAGUUCCCGAGUAUCAUCCUAAGCCAGUGUAUGGGCCGCCGGUUCAUCACCAACAGCCAGUCCAGCUGAUCCACCAGCCUGUCUACCAGUCGUACAUCCCUAAACAGACGGUGUCUUAUAUAAAACCCCACGUGUCCAAGCCAGAGUACAACUACUUACCCGCAAAGCCUCAUUAUGAGAAAUCACAGUUUGCGUACGCGCCUUCCUACCACCCAAUGAAGCACGAGUACCACCACGAGUACAAUAGUCACCAGACUUACCACAUUCCCAGCCACUACGUCAGCAAACCCGGGAUCGUCUACAAGGAGCCUGUUCACGAUUGCAAGCCCUGCUAUGAGCAUCAUCACGAGGCUUAUCACCACCAGGAGCCUCAAAUUAUCCACGCUCCGCCCGUUUACGCAAAACCCCAGCUUUGCCUGGCUGUCAUUGUUGUCACAGAAGCUGGAUUGAUAAGCAAAGCCCAUCACGAUUUCCCGUAUCUAAACUCCGUUUAUCAUGGCCACGGUGCGACGAGUUACCAAAAUGUUGAUAUACAAAAUCACUUGUCGGUGCCAAUUCCUAAAGAUCUUCAAAUAGACGACGGCCACGAGCACGCUUAUGAUCACAAAAUUGAAUUAAUUCACGCUCCGGAACACUCUGAGCCUUCAUACGGUUCCUCAGAUGCUUACGAAGAAGACUUACAAGUGGUUUAUCGUUAUCACCCAGAUAAUUACGGGCACUACGAUAAUCUAGACUACGAGUACCAUUAA